CAGCGCCGCAGGAUGAAGGCUCUCCUCCUCAUCCUCCUCGCCCAGCUCUGCUCGCCAUCGCUGGUCCCCGAGAGGGAGAAGGACCCCGAGUACUGGCGGGGGCAGGCGCAGGAGACCCUGCGGGCCGCCCUGCGGCUCCAGCGCCUCAACCAGAACGUGGCCAAGAACCUCAUCCUCUUCCUGGGUGACGGCAUGGGCGUCUCCACCGUCACGGCCGCCCGCAUCCUCAAAGGGCAGCUGCAAAACCGCAAGGGCGAGGAGAGCCUGCUGGAGAUGGACAAGUUCCCCUACGUCGCCUUGGCCAAGACCUACAACACCAACGCACAAGUGCCCGACAGCGCCGGCACGGCCACCGCCUACCUCUGCGGCGUCAAAGCCAACGAGGGGACGGUGGGCGUCAGCGCCGGCGUCACCCGUGACCGCUGCAACACCACCAAGGGCCAAGAGGUGACCUCCAUCCUCCGCUGGGCCAAAGAUGGAGGCAAGGCGGUGGGCAUCGUCACCACCACGCGGGUGACCCACGCGACGCCCAGCGCCGCCUACGCCCAUUCCGCCAACCGCGACUGGUACUCGGAUGGAGAGAUGCCGCCGGACGCGCUGGAGGGUGGCUGCAAGGACAUCGCCCGGCAGCUGGUGGAGAACAUCCCCGACAUCGAGGUGAUCUUGGGCGGCGGGCGGAAAUAUAUGUUCCCCAAAAACGCCAGCGACGUGGAGUAUCCCCACGAGGACAAGCAUCGGGGUACCCGCCUGGACCGCAGGGACCUCGUCCAGGCGUGGCACGACGCCAAGCCCCCCGGAAAGGUCGCCAAGUACGUGUGGCACCGGCGGGACCUGCUGGCGCUCAACCUCAGCCGCGUCGACUUCCUCCUGGGCCUCUUCGAGCCAGGUGACAUGGUGUACGAGCUGGACAGGAAUAACGAGACGGAUCCGUCCCUCACCGAGAUGGUGGCUGUAGCCAUCAGGAUGCUCCAGAAAAAUCCCCGGGGUUUUUUCCUCCUGGUUGAAGGGGGCCGCAUCGACCACGGGCACCACGAGGGGAAGGCGAAGCAGGCGCUGCACGAGGCGGUGGAGCUGGACCGGGCCAUCGGGCUGGCCGUCCGCCUCACCUCGCCCCAGGACACCCUCAGCGUCGUCACCGCCGACCACUCGCACGUCUUCACCUUCGGCGGCUACACCCCCCGGGGAACCCCAUUUUCGGUGAGUCUGGCCCCGAUGCAGAGCGACGUGGACCGCAAACCCUUCACCUCCAUCCUCUACGGCAACGGCCCCGGCUAUAAAAUCGUGGCGGGCGAGCGAGAAAACGUCUCCGCCGUGGAUUUCGCGCACGCCAACUACCAGGCGCAAUCGGCCGUGCCGCUGCGCCAGGAGACCCACGGCGGCGAGGACGUGGCCGUUUUCGCCCGCGGCCCCAUGGCCCACCUCCUCCACGGGGUCCACGAGCAAAAUUACAUCCCCCACGCCAUGGCUUACGCCGCCUGCAUCGGCUCCAACCGAGCCCACUGCAACGCCGCCGGCCGCCCCGCCGCCACCGUCCUCCUGCCCUUCCUCGCCCUCCUCUUCCUCCUCUGCUAAAGCGCCUCUUGCAA
Molecule: messenger RNA, 1586 nt
Organism: Gymnogyps californianus (California condor)
Lineage: Eukaryota; Metazoa; Chordata; Aves; Accipitriformes; Cathartidae
Gene: ALPL
Product: alkaline phosphatase, biomineralization associated
Exons: 11
Coding region: 13-1572 (519 amino acids)
Biological process (GO): dephosphorylation
Cellular component (GO): plasma membrane
Molecular function (GO): alkaline phosphatase activity
Source: RefSeq, a predicted model, not a curated record